Molecule: messenger RNA, 3513 nt
Organism: Styela clava
Lineage: Eukaryota; Metazoa; Chordata; Ascidiacea; Stolidobranchia; Styelidae
Source: RefSeq, a predicted model, not a curated record
AUUCAUUUUUUUAGAAAUUGAUAUAGUUUAUGUAAAAUUUUUCACUUCCAGACUGAAAUUAUGACUUGUGUCUUCCUUUAUAAAAUAAAUUUUGGCUUCAGGGUUUCAUUCUAUGUCAUAUGCAUACAUUCAGUAAAGAUGUUUAUUAAAAAUAAUUGCAUGGCUGAAUCUUGAAACCAAGUAGAUAUGAAUAACACAAUUAACAGAGCACUUUGAGCGAAUGACCGUUUAAUUUGGAGUCAAUGUUAGUGUGGAAUUGGAACAUGACAUAUUCAUACUCAUUUUCAACUUGCAUUCUCAUUCUCUGUGUCAGAGUAAAACCCAGAGCCAGAGGCUUAUUAGAUUGUAAAUUUUCUCCGAGCUCGGCGGUGUGGCGCAUCGAACUAAGCAUUGGAAAUACGCUCGUCACCGCAUCUCUGAUUAUCCUGCACUUGUUCGAAUUCGAUGAGACACAAUUAUAAGCGAGAGACUCCUCGGUGCCAUAGAAUGGUUCACAUAAGCGCUGGUCGGUAACGGCUUCCUCUACCAUCAAGCCUUGCAUCUGAAACAAAUAACUGUCUAACUGAUGCCAUACGAAACAUGGACUUGUAAUUGACGGUUGGCCGUGGUUUUUUAUAUGAUUAAAUCGUCUUUUAUUAAAGAUUUUUUCCUCCCCGGGAUAAAUAUGUAAGUCCUAACAUAAUAAUCAUAGUACUUUUAUUAGAGUAGUUGAUGGCAACUGAUGUAAAAUGUAACAUAAGAUUGUGAGGAUAAAAUUUCAGAGAUGCAUAAUCUUUACAAUCUAAUCUUAUUUCAAUGACUAAGUCGAUUAACACUAUGAUUUUUUACUAUUGAUAUGUGUUAGUGUUAUCUAAGCUUAUAGUAAUUGGCGUUAUUGUUAGGGAGGAAAGAAACUUUUUCAUUCAAUAAACAUAUGAAUAUCUAAUUCUAUUUUCACUGAUGUAUAAUAUUAAGAUAAUUUGUAUAUUGGGAGCUUGCAAAAAAUUCUUGCGUUGCGAGUGUGGUUACUGCAGCUGUUGCUUUACCUUCUAGAAUAAGAGACGAUGAUAAGAAUAAGCUCGAGUAAUGAAUUCCGAUAUUCCGCCGCACGGUAUUUAAUAGGUAUGCAUUUUAUCAUUCAUUUUCUCGCCUAGUAACGGAGCUCCGUUUCUCUGGAAGGUACAUCAUUAAAAACAGUUGGCAUGUGCGACUUCGUCACGCAAUGAUAUCGUAUUCCGAGUGAAAAUAACGCUUGCGUUAUAGUUUUGUUAUUAACGUGUGUUCUCGAUUAGUCCAUGACUAUAUCCAUCGUUGUCUCGAGUCGCGUUGCUUUCUAGAAUUCUCUCGAUUUAUUUUCUCUCGUCUGAUUUGCGAAACCUCGAGUACUGUCUCGAAUUGACAGCGUCAUAGACUCGAUUGUUUGCGCGAAAUUACAGGAGAUUUCUGGAAUAGCCCAAGCCUGGUUUAUAUCUCGUGGGAGAUGACUGCCGACUAUUUUAUUAUUUGAAACCUUCGCUAGCGUAGUUUAAAUUUAUUCGAGACAGAUGCUCGCCUUUCCCAGAUACUUUGACAUGUUUGAAAUGAAACGGCCUCAAUUUAUUAAUCGCUAUUUUGAAGACGAGGACGAAAGCCCUUUUACGAACAAUCAACUGCCUCAACAAAAUAAGCAACCCAAACGCAUACAAGUACCUGUUCAACAUGAGCCAACUGCACAGCAAUAUCAGCGUCAGUUUCAGCAGAUGCCUAUACCACAACCGAGUGGUGUUUCUCAUAGUCAACAACACAGAGAUACAACAGCGCCUGUGAACAACGAAAUGCACCGGUCUGCUGAAAUGGUAAGAAAUCUUACUGAAAUUCCAGUUCAACAUGUCCCUUUAAAGAAACACGGUGAAUAUGUUUCGCCACCUAGUUAUUUGCAAAGUAAUGUGGAUAUUGAGAAAAUGCCAAAAGAAAUGGCAGUAUUAGAUACUCCAAUCGAAAAUAAAGUGGCUGAUGAGUGCAACUCAAAAACGGAUGUCUCGGAAUCACCACAGGAAACUGAAUCACAGAAUUUGGCAGAAACAUCAAAGCGCCCAGUGGUUCGGAAACAAACAUCUUUAAUUGUGUCUGACGAUCACACCACCCCAAUACCGAUGCCAUAUGAUUCUCUUGAUGACAGUAUACCUGAGGAGAUAGAAGAUGCUAAGGAUAAAAGUCCUCAACCUAAAAUGAAGACCCCCACCAUUCGAAAACAAACAUCUCUCAUAGUAUCGGAUGAUCACACAACACCAAUCCCAAUGUCGUAUGUGCAACCAUCAUGCUUGGAAUCACAGAUUGAGGAGGAACAGAAUGAAUGCGAAGGAAAUCAAAAAUUGGAAAUGAAACAAGAUUCGCCUUUGAUUGAUAAGUCUUCAAAUUUGAUGGAAGACACAGACCCGAAUACAUGUGAAAAGUCUGAGAAGGUUGUUAUUAGCCGUUCAAUGUCACAUGAUGAGGAAAUGGCAAAGCACAAGGAAAGAGUUGCACCCGCACCACGAAGAGUAAUACCAAUAAAAGUUGCUAACACAUCAACAGCUCAAGCGAGUAAAGUCCCCUUGUCAUCAAAUCAGGCAAGAGAAGUGCCUAUAAAUGUGCAACAGGGUACAGCCAGGCCAGUUCAGAGGCAACCAAGAAUGCAAAAUCAUGUAACUCAACCACAGCAUCCCAGCCCAGAACCAACCAUGUCGACUCCUGUUCAAGCUGGAAUGCCAAUGCCCCAACCACAACCUACAGCUCAAGCAGCACAGCCGAGCACUUCUUAUACUGAGCAGGGUGACACAUACACUCAACCUAAGCCACCUGCGCCAAAACCCAAAGAACAGUGGGUUGAUCCGAGAAUUACUGCUGCUCUGGAAUCUAUACAAAAAAUAGCUGAUGAAGCAAGGACUGUUGGUACACAAGUCGACGUAAUUGAAGUGACAUCAAAGGAUAAGAAAUAUCUAACUUUAGAAGAGCAAUUGACAAAACUUUUAUUGAAGUUGGACUGUAUUGAAUCUUUUGGAGAUGAAAAUGUGCGGUCAAAGCGAAAAGCAUGUAUAAAACAAGUUCAACAAACGCUUGAUGCUCUUGAACUUAAGUUAAUUGCUAGCUGAAAUUGAUAGUACUUUAUUGUGUCAUAUUUAAAUUUGCAUGUUCAGUCGCCUUCAUGUGAUCUCUGUUUUUCACAUAGUUCAUAAUAUUGAAUGGGAAGGGUUAACCUAGUUUCAGGACUCUGACCUGAGGUACUAUGUUACCAACCUUCUGUAUCCGUCAUACAUCUUGCUCUGUCUGGGAUCUAACUUCUUGAUCUAUUGUGUAACAGAACACCUUGAACUAGUGCUGGAUUUCGUGAAUUUUUUCAGUUUCUUUAUAUAUCUUAUCUCGCUAUCUGUAUUUUCGCAAUAUUUUCACGAAGAACUUUCUCAUACACCAAGAAUAAUAAAUUUCAUCAUUCAAAUUCAUGCUUUUUGUUGCACUUUUUAUGAAAUUUUUCGUGUUAUAUUUGCUUGUUAUAAUAAACAAACACGUUUCAAGUGA